Eurypyga helias (sunbittern) is the source of this 7677-nucleotide messenger RNA. It is a transcript of the gene FASN, whose product is annotated as fatty acid synthase. Bases 27 to 7574 code for a protein of 2515 amino acids. Gene Ontology annotation, biological process: fatty acid biosynthetic process. Gene Ontology annotation, cellular component: cytoplasm. The transcript has 42 exons. Lineage: Eukaryota; Metazoa; Chordata; Aves; Eurypygiformes; Eurypygidae. The record is from RefSeq and is a predicted model, not a curated record. Gene Ontology annotation, molecular function: 3-oxoacyl-[acyl-carrier-protein] synthase activity; fatty acid synthase activity; oxidoreductase activity.
ACUCGGCAACAGGGAGAAGCUAAGAGAUGGAGGACGUGGUGAUUGCAGGCAUAGCAGGAAAGCUGCCAGAGUCGGAGAACUUGCAGGAGUUUUGGGAGAACCUGCUUAAUGGAGUUGAUAUGGUCACAGAGGAUGAUCGGAGGUGGAAGCCAGGAAUCUAUGGACUGCCCAAGAGAAAUGGAAAGCUCAAGGACAUAAGCAAAUUUGAUGCAUCCUUUUUUGGGGUUCACCCUAAACAAGCUCAUACGAUGGAUCCUCAACUUCGCUUGCUGUUGGAAGUCUCUUACGAAGCUAUUGUGGAUGGAGGUAUUAACCCGGCCACCCUCCGGGGCACAGACACGGGUGUCUGGAUUGGUGCCAGCGGGUCAGAAGCUGCCGAAGCCCUCAGCCAAGAUCCAGAAGAGCUUUUGGGAUACAGUAUGACUGGCUGCCAGCGUGCUAUGUUUGCCAACAGGAUUUCCUACUUUUAUGACUUAACGGGACCGAGCAUAACCAUUGACACAGCCUGCUCCUCGAGUCUCGUGGCUCUGGAAAACGCGUACAAGGCGAUUCGUCACGGACAGUGCGGUGCGGCGCUCGUGGGGGGGGUCAACCUUUUGCUGAAACCCAACACCUCUGUGCAGUUCAUGAAGCUGGGGAUGCUCAGUCCUGACGGCGCCUGCAAGGCUUUCGACGUUUCGGGGAAUGGAUAUUGUCGCUCUGAAGCUGUUGUUGUUGUUCUCCUGAUGAAGAGAUCCAUGGCUAAGCGGAUCUAUGCCACAAUAGUCAAUGCUGGAAGUAACACUGACGGCUUUAAGGAGCAAGGUGUGACAUUCCCGUCUGGAGAGAUGCAGCAGCAGUUGGUCAGCUCUUUGUACAGAGAAUGCGGUAUCAAACCUGAGGAAGUGGAAUAUGUUGAAGCUCAUGGGACAGGCACCAAGGUUGGAGAUCCACAGGAAGUAAAUGGCAUUGUAAAUGUCUUCUGUCAGUGUGAGAGGGAGCCACUGCUGGUUGGAUCAACCAAGUCAAACAUGGGUCACCCAGAGCCUGCCUCUGGGCUGGCUGCCUUAGCCAAGGUCAUUCUCUCUCUGGAACAUGGGCUGUGGGCUCCAAACCUUCAUUUCAAUACCCCAAAUCCAGAUAUUCCUGCCUUACAAGAUGGCUCUUUGAAGGUAGUUUGCAAACCAACGCCAGUGAAAGGUGGCCUUGUCAGCAUCAACUCUUUUGGCUUUGGAGGUGCUAACGCUCACGUCAUCCUGAGGCCAAACGAGAACAAACGCCAGCCUCUGGAGACUUGUGACGUGCCAAGGCUGGUUCAAAUGUGUGGCAGAACCCAGGAAGCUGUGGAAAUAUUAAUUCAAGAGAGCCGAAAACAUGGAGCGUGCAGCCCGUUUGUGAGCCUGCUCAGCGAUGUCUCUGCAGUUCCUGUGUCCUCCAUGCCCUUCAGGGGCUACACCCUGGUUGGCACCGAGAGUGACGUAAAGGAGGUUCAGCAGGUUCAGGCGUCUGACAGGCCUCUGUGGUACGUCUGCUCAGGCAUGGGAACACAGUGGAAGGGUAUGGGCCUGAGCCUUAUGAAGCUGGAUCUGUUUCGCCAGUCUAUCUUACGCUCGGACGAGGCUUUGAAGAACACAGGCCUGAAGGUCUCGGACCUGCUUCUGCAGGCAGAUGAGAACACCUUUGAGGACACGGUCCAUGCGUUCGUUGGACUGGCUGCUAUCCAGAUUGCCCAGAUUGAUAUGCUGAAGGCUGCAGGUCUGCAACCCGAUGGGAUUUUGGGCCACUCGGUGGGAGAACUGGCCUGUGGCUAUGCAGAUAACUCCUUAAGUCACGAAGAAGCCAUUCUUGCCGCUUACUGGCGGGGACGGUGCGUUAAAGAGGCCAAGUUGCCCCCGGGAGGAAUGGCUGCUGUCGGUCUGACGUGGGAGGAAUGUAAGCAGCGCUGCCCUCCCAAUGUGGUACCAGCCUGUCACAACUCCGAAGAUACGGUCACUGUGUCGGGGCCUCUGGACUCUGUGAGCGAGUUCGUGGCCAAACUGAAGAAGGACGGUGUGUUUGCAAAGGAGGUGCGCAGCGCUGGCGUGGCGUUUCACUCCUAUUACAUGGCAUCCAUCGCCCCGGCGCUGCUCAGCGCCCUGCAGAAGGUCAUUCCACACCCUAAACCUCGCUCGGCACGAUGGAUCAGUACAUCUAUCCCUGAAUCUCAGUGGCAGAGUGAUCUGGCAAGGAAUUCCUCUGCAGAGUAUCACGUGAACAACCUCGUGAAUCCCGUGCUGUUCCAGGAAGGUCUGAAGCACAUUCCUGAGAAUGCUGUGGUGGUGGAGAUUGCUCCGCAUGCUCUUCUGCAGGCCAUCCUGAGGAGAACGUUGAAACCAACGUGCACCAUUCUACCCUUGAUGAAGAAAGAGCACAAAAAUAACUUGGAGUUCUUCCUAACACAGACGGGGAAGAUUCAUUUAACUGGGAUAAAUAUUCUUGGAAAUAACUUGUUCCCACGUGUGGAAUACCCAGUCCCAGUGGGAACACCACUUAUAUCCCCAUACAUCAAAUGGGACCACAGCCAGGACUGGGAUGUUCCAAAAGCUGAAGACUUCCCAGCAGGUUCCAAAGGCUCUGCAUCUGCUUCAGUCUACAACAUCGAUGUGAGUCCUGACUCUCCUGACCACUACUUGGUUGGUCACUGCAUUGACGGCAGAGUCCUGUACCCAGCCACGGGGUACCUGGUCCUGGCCUGGCGAACGCUGGCACGGUCCCUCGGCAUGGCUAUGGACGAAACAGCUGUCGUGUUCGAAGAGGUCACAAUUCAUCAGGCGACCAUCCUUCCCAAAAAGGGAUCAGUACAGCUGGAAGUGAGACUCAUGCCGGCUUCCCACUGCUUUGAGGUGUCGGGGAACGGGAAUCUGGCUGUGAGUGGGAAGAUUUCCUGCCUGGAAAACACUGCUCUGAAGAACUUCCAUAACCAGCCAGUUAAAUUCCAGACUCGAGCAGACAUGAGCUCCAAGUCUGGCCUCUUGAAAGAAGACAUUUACCAAGAGCUGCAUCUGCGUGGAUAUAAUUAUGGACCAACUUUCCAGGGUGUUCUGGAGUGCAACAGUGAAGCAAGCGCUGGGAAAGUCCUGUGGAAUGGGAACUGGGUGACCUUCCUUGACACCCUACUCCAUAUGAUCAUCUUGGCUGAGACGGGGCGCAGCCUGCGCUUACCCACCAGGAUCCGCUCGGUGUGUAUUGACCCGGAGCUGCACCGAGAGCUGGCCUGCCAGUACCAGGACGGUGUGGAAGCUUUCGAUGUUGUUGUGGACCGCUGUGUUGAUAGCCUUAAAGCAGGAGGUGUUCAGAUCGAUGGUCUUCAUGCUUCUGUGGCACCACGACGACAGCAGGAACGGAUCCCUCCCACCCUGGAAAAGUUCUGCUUUGUGCCCUAUACUGAGAGUAACUGUUUGUCCUCCAGUGUCCAUCUUCAUGCCACUCUGGAGCACUGCAAAGAUCUGAUCCGGAAGGUGCAGGCCAAGGUGGCCCUGCAUGGGGUCAAGUUAGUCAUCCCUGGGCUAGAAAGGGUGGCGGGUGCUGCGGAGCCCUCACCCGCGCAGAAGGGCCUUCAGCACAUCCUCGCCGAGAUCUGCCACCUGGAACUGAAUGGGAACCUCCAUUCCGAGCUGGAGCAGAUCGUGACGCGGGAGAAGAUGCACUUCCAGGAUGACCCUCUUCUCAACGGGUUGCUGGAUGCGGCAGAGUUGCAGACUUGCCUGGGGGUGGUGCUGGAGAACAUGACCAGUCACCGCAUGAAGGUCGUGGAGGCUCUCGCAGGAAGCGGACGUCUCUUCUCCCGUGUCAGAAGCAUCCUGAACACUCAGCCCCUGCUGCAGGUGGACUACAUUGCCACCGACCGCGUCCUGGAGACGCUGUCGGCUAAUGAAAUGGAGCUGCAAGAUGCUGGAGUUGCCAUUAGCCAGUGGGAUCCAUCUGGCCCUCCCUCUGGAAAUCUGACCAACGCCGACCUGGUGGUAUACAACUGCUCAGCCAGUGCUGUAGGGAACGCCGCGGAAACUCUCUCCAACUUGGCAGCUGCUGUGAAAGAGGGAGGAUUUGUCCUGCUUCACACGCUCCUCAGAGGAGAAACUCUGGCAGAAACUGUCGGUUUCCUUGUAAGUCCGGAUCUCCAGCAGAAACACAGCUGCUUCCUGAGCCAGGCACAGUGGGAGGGCUUAUUCAGCAAAGCUGCGCUGAGCCUGGUUGCCGUGAAGAAAUCGUUCUUUGGCUCAGCUCUUUUCCUGUGUCGCCGACCAGCCCCUGCUAAAACACCCGUCUUCCUGCCAGUAGAUGAGCCCAAUUAUAAGUGGGUCGAAUCCUUGAAGGAGGUCCUGGCUGACCCGUCGGAGCAGCCUGUCUGGUUGACUGCCACCAGUUGUGGGAACUCGGGAAUUUUGGGAAUGGUGAACUGCCUCCGCCUUGAAGCAGAAGGCCACAGGAUCAGGUGUGUGUUUGUUUCCAACUUGAACCCUUCAUCAGCGGUCCCACCCACGGGUCCCUCUUCCCUGGAGAUGCAGAAGAUUGUUGAGAGGGACCUGGUGAUGAACGUGUAUCGUGAUGGAGAGUGGGGCUCCUUCAGGCAUCUCCCCAUGCAGCAAGCACAACCUCAGGAGUUGACAGAAUACGCCUACGUGAAUGUGUUGACUCGUGGAGAUCUCUCAUCUCUUCAUUGGAUUGUCUCCCCCCUUCAACACUUCCGUGCAACUAAUCCCAACGUUCAACUCUGCAAAGUCUAUUACGCAUCUCUCAACUUCCGGGACAUCAUGCUGGCCACAGGAAAGCUUUCUCCAGAUGCUAUCCCUGGUAACUGGGCUUUGCAGCAGUGCAUGCUGGGCAUGGAGUUCUCGGGCCGGGACCCGGCCGGAAGAAGGGUGAUGGGAUUGCUGCCGGCAAAGGGGCUGGCUACUGUGGUAGACUGUGACAAGAGGUUCCUGUGGGAGGUGCCCAAAAACUGGACCCUGGAGGAAGCAGCGUCGGUGCCUGUGGUUUACGCCACUGCUUAUUACGCUUUGGUGGUUCGCGGUGGUGUGAAGAAGGGUGAGAGUGUCCUUAUUCACUCCGGCUCCGGCGGCGUGGGCCAAGCAGCCAUCGCCAUUGCCCUGAGCAUGGGCUGCCGGGUCUUUGCUACUGUCGGCUCCACCGAGAAACGCGAGUAUCUCCAAGCAAGAUUCCCAGAGCUGGAUGCGAAUAGCUUUGCCAGCUCCCGAAGUACUGCCUUUGAGCAGCAUGUACUGCGAGCUACUGACGGGAAGGGUGUUGACCUCGUGUUGAAUUCCUUGGCGGAAGAGAAGCUCCAAGCCAGUUUGCGUUGUCUUGCUCGACACGGGCGCUUCUUGGAAAUAGGCAAAUUUGAUCUGUCUAGCAACAGUCAGCUUGGAAUGUCCCUCUUCCUCAAGAACGUGGCCUUUCAUGGGAUCCUGCUGGAUGCAAUCUUUGAGGAGGGAAACCAAGAGUGGGAAGUAGUAUCGGAGUUGUUGAAGAAGGGCAUAAAGGAUGGUGUGGUGAAGCCCCUGAGGAGUACAGUCUUCAAGAAGGAAGAGGUAGAAGCUGCCUUCAGGUUCAUGGCACAAGGAAAGCACAUUGGCAAAGUUAUGAUCCAGGUUCAAGAAGAGGAGAAGGAACAUCCUUUAAGAAGGUCUGAACCAGUUAAACUCUCUGCCAUCUCCCGAACCUCCUGUCCACCUGCCAAGUCUUACAUCAUCACGGGGGGCCUGGGCGGAUUUGGGCUUGAGUUGGCACAGUGGCUGGUGGAGAGGGGAGCACAGAAGCUUAUCCUGACGUCUCGUUCUGGCAUACGAACAGGCUACCAGGCUAAACGUGUUAGAGAGUGGAAGGCACUGGGAAUCGACGUGUUGGUAUCUACCCGUGAUGUUGGAACACUGGAAGGAACAGAGCUGCUGAUAGAAGAAGCUUUGCGGCUUGGCCCCGUUGGAGGCAUCUUUAAUUUGGCUGUGGUCCUUAGAGAUGGCAUGAUUGAAAAUCAGACCCCAGAAUUAUUCUGGGAGGUCAACAAGCCCAAGUACUGCGGCACUCUGCAUUUGGAUUGGGUGACGCGUAAAAAGUGUCCAGACUUGGACUAUUUUGUGGUGUUCUCCUCUGUGAGCUGUGGAAGAGGAAAUGCUGGGCAGAGUAAUUACGGCUUCGCCAAUUCUACCAUGGAGCGUAUCUGCGAGCAGCGACAUCACGAUGGACUCCCAGGCCUGGCAAUCCAGUGGGGAGCCAUUGGUGAUGUGGGUAUUCUACUGAAGACAAUGGGAAACAAAGAGGUGGUGGUGGGGGGAACCAUUCCCCAGCAAAUCAGCUCGUGCCUGGAGGUGCUCGAUAUCUUCCUGAACCAACCUCACCCUGUCAUGUCCAGUUUUGUCCUGGCAGAGAAAGUCUCUGUGAAAGCUGACGGAGGCAGCCAGCGGGAUCUUGUAGAAGCUGUCGCUCACAUCCUGGGCGUCCGUGACGUGAGCAGUCUGAAUGCUGAGAGUUCCCUGGCAGACCUGGGCUUGGAUUCCCUGAUGGGUGUGGAGGUGCGCCAGACCCUGGAGAGAGACUACGACAUCGUUAUGACCAUGAGAGAAAUCCGACUCCUGACGAUCAACAAACUGCGGGAACUCUCCGCCAAGUCGGGGACAGCAGAGGAGCUGAAGCCAUCCCAACAGAUGAAGACAGGGCUGGGCGAGCCUCCAAAACUAGAUUUGAACAACUUGCUGGUUAACCCAGAGGGGCCAACGAUCACCCGUCUCAAUGAUGUUCAGAGCACGGAGCGCCCGCUUUUCCUUGUCCACCCCAUUGAAGGAUCCAUUGCCGUUUUCUACACUCUUGCCUCCAGGCUUCACAUGCCCUGCUACGGUCUCCAGUGCACAAAAGCUGCUCCCUUGGACAGCAUCCAGAGCCUGGCAGCCUAUUACAUCGACUGCAUGAAGCAGGUCCAGCCCGAAGGACCGUACCGCAUCGCUGGCUACUCCUUCGGUGCCUGUGUAGCCUUCGAGAUGUGCUCCCAGCUGCAGGCACAGCAGAACGCUGCCCACGCGCUCAACAGCCUGUUCCUCUUCGAUGGCUCCCAUUCCUUCGUGGCAGCAUACACCCAGAGCUACCGAGCCAAGCUGACGCAGGGCAACGAGGCCGCGUUGGAGACGGAAGCGCUGUGUGCCUUUGUGCAGCAGUUCACAGGCAUCGAGUACAAUAAGCUGCUGGAGAUCCUUCUGCCCCUGAAGGAUCUGGAGGCUCGUGUGAGCGCUGCUGCAGACCUGAUCACUCAGACUCAUACCACCAUAAACCGUGACGCGCUCAGCUUUGCUGCUGCUUCCUUCUACCAUAAGCUGAAGGCUGCUGACAAGUACAUACCCGAGUCGAAGUAUCAUGGGAAUGUGACGCUGAUGCGGGCCAAGUCUCACAAUGAAUAUGAAGAAGGUCUGGGUGGAGACUACAGGCUCUCGGAGGUGUGCGAUGGGAAGGUGUCUGUCCAUGUUAUUGAAGGGGAUCACCGCACCUUACUGGAGGGAGAUGGCGUUGAAUCGAUCAUUGGCAUCAUCCACAGCUCGCUGGCAGAGCCGCGUGUCAGUGUCAGAGAGGGUUAACUUCCGCUUCUUCCUGUCCGCGGUGAAGAAAAUGCCAACGACGUUCCUUGUUAUGACAGACCCUGAGGAACUCUUCCUGUCCACCAUCUCAUCUGCUCUGCUG